This is a messenger RNA of Necator americanus (New World hookworm), 2508 nucleotides long. RefSeq lists its product as uncharacterized. The transcript is spliced from 4 exons. NCBI's taxonomy places the organism in Eukaryota, Metazoa, Nematoda, Chromadorea, Rhabditida, Ancylostomatidae. The record is from RefSeq and is a predicted model, not a curated record. The coding region runs from base 1 to 2508 and encodes 835 amino acids.
AUGUGCGAUGCUGAGGGAGUUCCACGUACGUUCACAGUUACGAAAAUCGAUACCAUUACAAAACCAUUAACAAGAAGCAGACUGAGUCAAGGGGACAAGCAGUUUCUGUUCGAAAACGAUAUUCAUCUCUUCAUCAACCAUACUGUCGAGAAGAUCCAGCCAGAUAUCCUUUUUGGUUGCGCCGAUCUUUCAUCACUCCUCAAAGAUGGACCAGGAGCUCAAACAACACUCCCAUCCGGAUUGAAAGCAACCCUUUCGAGACUGGGAUAUCUCAUAUCUGGACGAAGCGGCGAAGAGUUAGUCUACUCGGAAAGUUCGGUAGAAGUAGGCCAAACAAUAGCCUUAGAGGACACAGAUAAUGAUUUUGCGCAGACUUGGGAGCAGUUCUGUGAAUUCGAGAAGUCUGGAGUUAAGGAAUUUUCGGGUCCAAUAACGGAGGAACUGAAGCAGACAAACGCAGAAGUUGGAAAGCUUUUGAAACUAUCGAAAAGAAAGAAGAUGAAUACUAUGAAGGAUCCCAAUCUACUGCAGCAGUACGACGACACGAUCAAGAGUCAACUCGAGCUGGGUAUCAUCGAAGAAGCUGCUGAGGAUUUAAUAGUCGAGGAAGGAGAAGUUGUGCACUACCUAGCACAUCAAGCCGUUGUCACGCCGCACAAAGAAACUACCAAGCUACGCGUUGUGUUCGAUGCUUCAGCACAUCUAAGCAAUUCCCCGUCGCUGAACGACGUUCUCUAUCAAGGACCAGUCAUUCUUACAAAGAUGUGGGACAUCUUGCUCCGGCUUAGAUUUGGAGAUGUUGCCAUCAUCAGCGACGUCGAAAAAGCCUUUCUGCAAGUACGAGACAUCCACAAACCACUCACUCAGGAGAAUCUAGUGUUCUUCCGGUUUACAAGAGUGACCUUUGGAUUGAACUGCUCUCCCUUUCUGUUUGCUGGAACCAUAGUGCAUCACCUAAGAACGCAUGUUGAGGACCAGCUCGCCAAGGAAAUCGAAGACAACACAUAUGUGGACAAUCUCAUCGUAACCAAAAGAUCAUCAGACAAAAGGUUGCGGUUUUACAAAGAUUCGAAAGUCGUUUUCAAGGAGCUCAGUAUGAACCUUCGCGAAUUUCAAUCCAAUGAUAAGCAGUUGAAGAAACGAAUCACGUCCGCCGACCUAGCUGGAAAUGAUAACUCGAAAGUCUUUGGAAUACUAUGGAGCACUGAGAAAGAUGAACUAGUGCUUUCGUGCAACUACCCUCCGAAAGCGAAAGUGACAAAGAGGUCAGUCUCAGAACAAGUUGCUGCAAUAUACGACCCUCAAGGAUGGCUCACACCUCUCACGCUGGCCGGUAAAAGAUUCCUCCAAUCGCUGUGGAAAUUCGUCUACGCCUGGGAUAAGGAGAUAUCUGAGGAGCAUCAGCAGCAAUGGAAAGAUAUCAACCAAGCAGUCAAUGGCUUUCAGUGUGUGUUGCCGCGAAAGGUCGCUCAGAUCGACACGCCAACAAAGCUUGUGCUGUUCUCAGACGCUAGCGGACAAGCUAUGGUAACGUAUGCUUACCUUGCUUCCACCCUGGGAAGCAAUUUACUCGCUGGAAAAUCCAAACUUCCACCCAUCACAGACAUCGUGACGAUUCCAAAAUUAGAGCUCAACGCCACUACAAUGGCUACUCGAGUUGCACACUCAAUCUUUACGGCGAUUCAAUACCGCACAAGGAUCUCAGAAAUAGUCAUCCUGUCUGACUCACAAAUUACUCUCAAAUGGAUAGCAUCGCCUUGCCCUGCCAAAGAAAAGGCAGGAGUAUUUGUUAAGAAUCGUGUAACCGAGAUACGAAAGAUUGUGAAGGACAUUCCAGUCAAUGUUCACUUUGGAUAUAUACCAAAUGACGUGGAGAACGACAGCUGCGCGCUUCCAGUAUCGUCGGCGAGAAGAACUCACAUUAUGGAACUAUUGGACUGGAAGAGGCACGACGAAAUGAAUUCGGUCAUUACCACAGUUGCAUACGUCCUAAGAUUCCUCAAACGCCUUAUGGGAAACAGAGAAUCACGACUCCAGUCCAGAGUUCUAGAAAACAUUCCAGAACUACGUCACAUGAAAACGGAUUCCUAUAUUACUGCCAAAGAAAGGCAAAUGGCUCUACAAGUAGUUGCGUGCAAUUACCAAGCAGUUCACUUAACAGAAGAUCGUCAGAGAACGCUUAAGCAACUAAAACUGCAGAAAGACGACUCUGGAAAAUCCCGUUGUCGAGGUCGCAUGGACAACUCCAUCCUGCCAUACCAAGCUCGACAGCCGAUCUUCAUAGUUGCCAAGAGCGAUCUCUUCAUAGUUGCCAAGAGCAAAAGCGAUAGUGAGGGAAUCACACAGUCCAAUACAUUGCAGUACUGCGCAUACCAUGGCAAACGUGAGGAAAUACUACUGGAUUCCCAAACUUCGACAGCUAGUGCAACAAGUCUUCAGGAGAUGUGUUCCGUGUCAGAAAAUGAACAACCUUCCGUUCAAGUAUCCGGAGAUGGAGGACCUCCCUGA